This is a messenger RNA of Paramacrobiotus metropolitanus, 1788 nucleotides long. RefSeq lists its product as uncharacterized. Gene Ontology annotation, cellular component: ciliary transition zone. Bases 338 to 1456 code for a protein of 372 amino acids. NCBI's taxonomy places the organism in Eukaryota, Metazoa, Tardigrada, Eutardigrada, Parachela, Macrobiotidae. The transcript has 4 exons. The record is from RefSeq and is a predicted model, not a curated record. Gene Ontology annotation, biological process: cilium assembly.
AGAUAUGUACGCGUUUUACAUGCACCUUAAUUAUAAUUUGCGUAUGGGGAAUGAGGAUCGGGUAUAAUUUUACUGGCUCGGUUAUUGACGGUUUGGGUACCUGCACGAGGUGUUUCCGUGCAAAUGAUAUCGAUUUUCUUACUUACUUGACGUAGCGGAUUGAAGUCUGCGGAAUCUCUGGAAGUACGAUGCUUCAUAAUUUUCUGUAAUGUUACACUAUAAUGGGCUCAUGAAAUAUGCCUGACGCAUUCACGUAUAAAUCGCUAUCUUGUUUAGAUGUUACAAAACGCCGGUUCAGCUCAGUCGUAAAGGUUAGUUAAUUAGCUCUUUCUUUGCGAUGGCGGAAGUUGUGAUUGACCGUCUUCCAAAUGGCGACAUUAUACCCGGCGGUCAGAGCCGCCACGUGGAAACACAGCGACGUCGUCGAUUACGCCAACCGGUCAUUGAAUUCCCGAAUUAUGAUGACGAGCUGAAAGAGGGCACGCAACUGCAAAAUGUGUACAAGAAAGCUGGUUUGGAUAAAGAUCAGUCCGUUGAUCGUCAGCCUCCGAUUUUGCCUUUGGUACAAGACGAAACCAUCACCCCAAUUACGGACGAACUGGAUGGAAGGACACCACGAAGAGUGCGCUCGCAAAUUCUCGAUUUGGAGCGCGGAUUAGCCAUGAACUUAGCGGGUGUGAAGGAAGAUAUCGUAGCAUUAUCGAAUGAUGACUUCCACAACGUUAUUCACCACGAGUCUGAUAUGGGACAGAUUGAUGUUCAUACCGUUGAUUCAGAGAAGGUGUACGUGGAGCGAAAAGGUCGAUUCUAUGCCCUUUCACAUCGACCACUACAAUGGAAUGCUUCGGCUGAUUCGCCGCCGUCUGUUGCGCAAGCCCAAACAUCAUCUGCAUCCUCCAUCCCGUACAUCUACCUUGGUUUCCUCUUCUUCCGGCGUGCCUGUCUGUUUUCGCACGGACUCCUGGCUGGUCUGGCCUUAUUCCACUGUAUUGUCGUCCACACCAUGACCCCUCCGAAACAAUCUAACUGGGAUCUUUUCGCCGAAAUCUAUAUUCCCGAAGCGAUCUGGGUGAAGACCGUGUACCAGCUGCUGAUCGCUGUGUGUUGUGUGUCCUGUCUGUGUCGUACGGAUUUGCUUGGCCGCGUGGACUGGACGCUGAUACAGGAGAACUCCGAAUCCAUUGUGGCGCUAGUGCUGUAUUUCGGUGCAGCCGCUUUGACCCAUUUAUGUGAGAUAACCACCGUGCGCUUGUUGAUGGAAUUCAGUCGGCAGCCGGGAAUUUCCUCCUCUGACAUGACGAAUGAGCUGAGCAGAUGGAGAAUUAUGGAUGCCGUCCGAACCGGCUGUGUUUGCUUUGGUUGGUUGCUUCUUUCAUGGAAUUGGAAACGUGAUCGAAUGCAUGCUCAUCUGAAGCCACGUUUCAAGGCAAAAGACCAGAAAGAUCGCUCGAAAUAGGACCGAUUAAAAACAAGUCCUUCCUCUGUUUCGAGAGAGCCAUUGAUUUAGCCACUCAGAUAUUUCCAAGUUUCGGAAUUGGAGAACUGCUUCAUUGCGAUACAGUUGCUGUUCCACUGAAAAUCUGCGUGUAAUGAAGUUACUUACCGUGCUUAUGUAGAUCUUAGUUUUGUUGUGCAGGUAAACGAUUUAAAAGGCGGUGACGAAUCGCUUUCGGUACUUCCGCUUUUCGCAUGCGCUGUUAUUGCCAGCUAUGAUAUGAUUUUUCAACACUGAUAUACCGACCUUCAUUAAAGUUAUUGUGAUUAAACUAGAUCUGUUCACGGUGCAAC